Messenger RNA from Cladocopium goreaui, 774 nucleotides. The record is from the annotation of a GenBank genome assembly. Lineage: Eukaryota; Dinophyceae; Suessiales; Symbiodiniaceae.
AUGGAAAACCCACUUGCAACGCAGGUGCUGACUGGUGCGGUGGUUGACUUGCUGCAGCGGCGCCUCCCCAGCUUUCCCGCUCAGGAUGCGGUGCUGGCAGAGCAGCCGUGGCUGCUGCUCGACGGCCUUCGAGCCAUGCGCCUGCUGCUAGUGUUGCCCGAGUCAGCCAAAACAGCUCAACGUGCUGGUCAACGAAACACGGCUGCAUGGUGGGUGGAAGAUGAUGUUGGGUACACUCGCCACGGCGAAGCUCGCCGAUGCUUGGGCGAGGUGCUGGUGCAGCUGCUGGACCUGGUCAAGGACUACAGCAAGGCGGAGAUGAAAGCAGCUGCAUUUGGAGCUCUGCAGAACUUGGUGACUGGUUCCUCGACAGCCUUCCGGCAUGUGGCACAGACAAAUAUCGCGGAGAAGGUGGUGCUUCUUGCACAGGCCCAAAUGAAGUCCUUGCCUCAUGUGGCAAUUGCGGAUGGCUGCCGCUUGCUUACCUUGCUCUGUGCUGGGCCGCGUUCGCACUUGCGGAAGGUGACUGAUGCUAACGCUUUGGCCCUGUCGCUGGAGCUGCUCAAAAGACUGGAGGUACACCGGGAAAUCGCCUCCUCUGCCCUUGUGCUGCUGAGUGUGGUGGCACCUCAGGAAGAUGGCAUCAGACCAGACACCCUGGAGCUGUGUGCCGGUGUGGUCAAGCGCUUUCCGCAGCAGGUGCGCGAAGAGCUUUCUUGGGCACGAUCGCCUGUGUCUGGUGCAAUCUUGGCACUUCUUCCCAAAGAAGUCUGA